AUGACAAAUAGCAAUCAUCAAAAGAAUCAACAACAACAACAACAACAACAACAACAACAACAACAACAACAACAACAACAACAACAACAACAACAACAACAACAACAACAACAACAACGACAACAACAACAACAACAACAACAACAACGACAACAACAACAACAACAACAACAACAACAACAACAGCAACAACAACAACAACAACAAUCACCGUCAUCAUUUAUUUUCCAUCCACCUCAUGUACCACCACAACUACCACCUUCACCAGUUAUUUUUCAUCCACCUCAUGUACAACUACAACCAUUACCACCACCACCACCACCACAUUUUCCACCAAUUAUUUUUCAACAUCCUCAUAUUCAACCACAACAUUUUCCAUUUCCUCAACCAAAACAUCAAUCAAAGAAAAUCAGUACCGACGAGGAAGAAGAGCGCAAAAGGAAUCGUGCUUUGCCAAUACCGCCUAAGGGAAAUUUUUUACUACUGUACCUUUUGCAAUUAGGCUUGCUUAUCCGCAUUAACCUUUUUAGUCAUCGGCGUGUUUGCAGCAAACAUAAUGGAACUACAAAUGAAUUGGACGUGCUUGUGGAUAGAGAUAAUUUACGGAAGUCAUCAUUCAUUGGUUCAUGGUUUUCAACCGAAUUUCCGGUUCACGCGGAAUAUACUCGACAACGACGAUUUGAUAAACCGAUUCGCAUUGAAUUAUAUCUUGCCAGAGCUGUGCUACGGGAUGAAUGUUCGCAAGAUUCGCAUUGUGGUCAUCGGAUGAUUUGUUGCCAGAAACGAUGGUAUGACUUAAGUGAUGAUUCUGGUACCGGAUAUUUCUGUUUGCCGAAUUGCGAAUUGACCAAGAAGAUAAGUUUAGGAAUACAUGAUGCCAAUGGAUUGAUACCAGACGAUAUAAUUUAUGAUUGA
This is a messenger RNA of Loa loa (African eye worm), 915 nucleotides long. RefSeq lists its product as hypothetical. Lineage: Eukaryota; Metazoa; Nematoda; Chromadorea; Rhabditida; Onchocercidae. The transcript has 4 exons. Bases 1 to 915 code for a protein of 304 amino acids. The record is from RefSeq and is a predicted model, not a curated record.